Molecule: messenger RNA, 2265 nt
Organism: Ceratitis capitata (Mediterranean fruit fly)
Lineage: Eukaryota; Metazoa; Arthropoda; Insecta; Diptera; Tephritidae
Product: sodium-dependent nutrient amino acid transporter 1
Exons: 11
Coding region: 207-2117 (636 amino acids)
Biological process (GO): sodium ion transmembrane transport
Cellular component (GO): membrane
Molecular function (GO): L-amino acid transmembrane transporter activity
Source: RefSeq, a predicted model, not a curated record
UCAACUAACGCUAUUUGUUGACUAGAGUGGAACUUUUAAUCCAAAAGUCAAUUUCACGGCUCCUGUAGUCUGACAACAAGCUUUCAACUGUGUGUUCAAAAAAGACCUUGGGGAAAAUCGCACAUUGACUCUAUUGAAAGCAAUUAGUCGCACGUGGCGUAAUCAACAUAUUGUGAACUUCUGAAACACGCGACAUAAAUGUCAACAUGUCUAAGUCACAAAAUCGUAGACAGUUAAGGGACGAUGCGGGCGAUGCCAUCUCUAUAAUCGAUAGUUUGUAUACGCAGAACAUACGCAUCGGUAGCGUGCAACAGGAGGAAACGGAGGCGAUCGAUCUCGUCUUGGAUGUUAAUGAAAACCCACCGAUUGUUGGUGUCAGUGGUGAGCGUGCAAAAUGGAGUCGGGAAAUAGAAUUUCUCUUCUCUUGCAUUGCGCUCUCCGUGGGAUUGGGUAACGUUUGGCGUUUUCCAUUUAUCGCACUGGAGAAUGGUGGCGGCGCAUUCGUUAUACCAUAUGUUAUAGUGUUGUUACUAAUCGGUCGGCCCGUUUAUUAUAUGGAAGUGCUGAUCGGACAAUUUGCCAGUCGUGGUGCGGUGGGUGUGUUCGAUAUGGCGCCGAUUAUGAAAGGUAUUGCCUAUGGUCAAGUCUAUGCCACAGCCUUGGCCACCACUUAUUAUGCGUCGAUUAUGGCAUUGACAAUUAAGUACUUAAUUGCUUCGUUUGCGGAAAUAUUGCCCUGGGCGACAUGUCUGCCGGAAUGGGGUGAGAAUUGUAUAUCCAUGACAAGCUAUAAUUCCACAGUCAGCGAUAAUGCGACGCAAGUGAAGUUGAUCUCAUCCGCGGAAUUGUAUUUUACCAAGAUUGUGCUACACGAAAAGGAGAAUAUUGAGCAUGGCAUUGGCACGCCGAGCUGGGAUUUAGCGAUCUAUCUGUUUAUUGUGUGGGUCAUAAUUGUAAUAACAUUGAUUAAGGGCAUUCACAGCUCUGGUAAAGCUUCAUAUUUUCUGGCACUUUUUCCUUAUGUAAUACUUUUUAUACUACUCGGCCGUGCGGUAACUUUGCCCGGCGCCUGGAAUGGCAUAGUUUAUUUCUUAAAACCGCAGUGGGAUCAGUUGCUUAAUGCUGAUGUUUGGUAUGCUGCCAUCACACAAAUGUUCUUCUCUCUGGCUAUUUGUCUGGGUACAUUGAUCAUGUACGCCUCGUUUAAUAAUUUCCAUAAGCGUGUUCACAAAGAUGUCAUAAUCGUCACCACAAUUGAUUCCUGCACCUCAAUACUCGCUGGUUGUGUUAUCUUUGCCAUACUCGGCAAUCUCGCGCUGGAAACGAAUACUACCGACAUCUCUAGAGUGGUAAAGGGUGGCGCUGGUUUGGCAUUCAUCUCAUAUCCAGAAGCUAUAGCGAAAUUUAAAUAUCUACCACAUUUAUUUUCGGUACUCUUCUUCUUCAUGCUAUUCGUGUUGGGCAUUGGCAGUAAUAUCGGCAUGUCUUCGUGUGUGAUCACCGUAAUCAAAGAUCGCUUCAGUCACAUACCACAAUGGGUAAUCACAAUCGGUUUUUCAUUAUGCAGUUUUCUUUGUGGAUUGAUCUAUACGACACCUGGCGGACAAUUUCUGCUAAACCUAAUCGAUUUCUUUGGUUGUUCAUUUAUAGCGUUAUUUUUGGCGAUUGGUGAGAUUGUAACGGUUUCGUGGAUUUACGGCGUCAAACGCUUCUGCAAGGACAUUGAGUUCAUGUGCGAUCUCAAAACGGGUCUUUAUUGGCGCGUCUGUUGGGCGAUUGUAACGCCGGGUCUCAUGUUUCUUGUGCUUGUCUAUACGCUGAUCACUUACAAGCCGCUCGAGUACAAGGGUGUUGAGUAUCCGGAUUAUAUAAUGAAUAUUGCUUGGCUACUUUGGUUCAUUGGUGUAGGACAAUUGCCUUUCUGGGCUUUAUAUACGGUGUACACGCAGCCGGGUAGUACGCUGAAGGAGAAAUUCCGACAAGCCAUGCAGCCCACAACCAAUUGGGGUCCUGCGUCACCAGAAAAAUUCGAAAAAUAUAUAUUAUUCAUGAAGAAUUCGCGGCAAAGCACGGAAGAUGGCUGGACAACGCGUUUCUAUGACAAUAUAUUUGGUUAAGUUAUUUAAAUUUAUUUUAUUUUAUUUUUUAUUAUUACUUAAUUUUUAAUUUUUUUUUUGUUUUAUUAUUUAUUUUUAUUAAUACCUAAGUACUUAACCUUCUUUAGUACUAAGAAAAAAUACUUUUCCACCACGAAAGCAAGCAAAA